Molecule: messenger RNA, 1578 nt
Organism: Lodderomyces beijingensis
Lineage: Eukaryota; Fungi; Ascomycota; Pichiomycetes; Serinales; Debaryomycetaceae
Source: the annotation of a GenBank genome assembly
AUGAGUGACAUUGAGAAAGAGGUUGUUCGGGUCUCAACUAGAAACUCAUUGUCCAAUUUGGACGUGGACGACGGCGACUCUGCCGAGAAGCUCGUUGUCGACAGUGACAACCAAGAACUUUUCAGUUCGGAAGACACGGUGUUGGACCGCAAAAUGAAGUUGGUUAAUGAUGCCAUCGACGAAAUUGGGUUCACUCCCUACCACCUCAAAUUGUUCUUUUUGAGCGGUAUGGGAUAUUGGACAGAUACCCAGUUGUCCUACUGCGAGAGUUCAGUGAGGACUUUUGUCAAUUACCAGUUUGGAUACUCGUUCCCCGUCUCAAACGAGUUGAUCUCGAUUGGGUUGCUUGUGGGUGCUUUGUUCUGGGGGAUGCUGGCCGACUUGAUUGGCCGUAAGUUGGCAUUCAAUCUUUCUUUAUUGUUGAGCUCCGUCUUUACGAUUCUCACGGGCGCCAUGUCCUCGAUGACCACCUAUUGCAUUUUCAACUUCUUGAUUGGGUUCGCCGCUGGUGGCAACUUGGUUUUGGAUACGUGUGUGUUUUUGGAGUAUCUUCCACACAAGGACCAGUGGCUCUUGACGUUGUUUGCCUUUUUUUGGUCGAUUGGCCAGGUGAUUGCCGUUGCUCUUGCAUAUGCCUUUUUGCCGAAUUUCAGCUGCGACUCCGAAGAUUACUGCCCGAGCCACAUCAACCGCGGCUGGCGCUAUGUCUACUAUGUCAAUGGGGCCAUGGUGUUGGUGAUGUCGGUGUUGCGGUUGACCGUGGUGCAGUUAAAGGAAACUCCAAAGUUUCUUGUUUCCAACGGAAGAGACGCUGAAGCGGUGGAAAUCCUCCAGGGCGUCGCGAAGAAAUACAACCGGUCAUGCUCCCUCACUUUGGACCAGUUGGAUGCCCUCGGCGAAAUCCAAAUCAACGACGAUUACAGGCACCAUAUCAGUUUCAAAGGUACUUUCAACUUGGUGAAGCACCAUGUGGCGAUUUUGUUUGCGAACCACACGAUUUCCCGCUCCACCAUAUUGAUCUUUUUAUCAUGGUUCAUGUUGGGCAUAGGUUAUCCGUUGUACACGUCGUUUUUGCCCAUCUACUUGGCGACGCGGGGAUCGGAGAUCUCCGCUACGACAGUUGGAGGCGUUUAUCGCGACAAUUUGAUUUCCAACGCCGUCAGUUUGGGUGGUCCCUUGAUAGCAGGGGCACUUCUUUACCUUUUCCCCAAGCUUGGCAGACGCGGUGUCUUGUGCAUUGGCGGCGUCAGCUCGAUGGCGUUCUUCUUUGGCUAUACCCAAAUCAAAACCAGAGCGGAAAACGUGGCCUUGUCGUCAAUCUCGUUUGCAACCAUGUACAUCUACUACGCCGUGUUGUACGCUUACACACCCGAGGUGUUCCCGCUGGUGGCUAGAGGGACCGGUAACGCUAUCGCGAUUGCAUUCACGAGGUUGGCAGCUGUGAUUACCCCGAUUAUCGCCUACUAUUCAAACACAUCCAGCUCUGUGCCUAUUUGGAUCUGUGGGGCAUGCAUUGGUGUCAUUGGAUUGCUUGCGUUGCUAUUCCCGUACGAACCAAGUGUGCAUCGAGUCGUUUAA